Penicillium robsamsonii is the source of this 1164-nucleotide messenger RNA. Its product is annotated as Taurine catabolism dioxygenase TauD/TfdA. Gene Ontology annotation, molecular function: oxidoreductase activity. The record is from RefSeq and is a predicted model, not a curated record. Bases 1 to 1164 code for a protein of 387 amino acids. The transcript has a single exon. NCBI's taxonomy places the organism in Eukaryota, Fungi, Ascomycota, Eurotiomycetes, Eurotiales, Aspergillaceae.
AUGGCAACAACUACCGAAGAGCUGCAAAUCAGCCAGCUUCAGUUGGACUCUAUCGUCGCAUUUGAAUCCUUUGACCUCCCAACUUCCAACCAACGUAUUCUCGGAUCUCCGCAUCCUAAGAACACAGUUAUCCCACUUGCGCUGCGACCCACCAAGGCCGACGCCAAGGCAACGCUCGAUGCUGUGGUCGAAACAAUCAAGACUCUCCAAGAGAAAGACGGCAUUUUGACCAAGAAGCUCGCAACGCAUGGCACGCUGCUGUUUCGCGGUCUACCUAUCCACAAUGCAGAAGACUUCAGCAAAUUCGCGCAUGCCUUCGGUUACAAACCACACGAGAUUAUUGGCAUUGUAGUCGAUAGACCACUUCUUGCACCAAAUGUCGCGCCCGCCAACGAAGCGCCCAAGGAGGUCCUGAUAUAUAGCCACAACGAGUCACCGCAAGUACCACAUGCGCCCGAGUAUAUCUUUUUCUAUGGGCAUCAUGCACCGUCCAAGGGCGGCGAAUCACCGAUCUCUUCUUCGUUGGAACUGUUCAACCGCGCACAGCAAGAAAUCCCAGAAUUUAUCGCUGAACUAGCAGAGAAAGGAGUUCUAAGCAAAGUGACCUACCGAGUGGAGCAGCAGUAUGAAGGGGGAUCCACACUCAAACAGGCCUUUGGCAAGGAAAUUCAAGACGGUGACGACGAAGAGACAAAACGCCGCAAGAUCGAGGCUCAAAUUGCCCGCUACGGCAGAGGGGAGCAUACAACAUGGGAGUGGACUGAUGAUGGCCUUGUCUUGACGCACCGGCUACCGGUCAUUCGAACGCAGCCCGGUACAAAUCUACCGACUCUUUUUACUGGGCUGGCAGCCUAUUGGAAACGUACACAGUUUGACACCGAAGCGCGCACGAAGGUCACGCAACAGCUCUUUGGGGAUGGGACGCCUAUUCCUGACAAGUAUCUUGCACACCUGGCGAAGAUCACGGAUGAGAUUCGGGUCUUGCAUCGUUGGCAGGAGGGUGAUGUGUUGGUUUAUGAUAACAUCAUUGCUCAACAUGGUAGAGAGCCAUGGCAAGGGGAGCAAUCUGAUCGAGUGAUUAUGGCAAGUCUAUUUGAUGGUGAAAGCGUGCCGGGGGCUUAUGGAUUUGGGGAUUGGGCGCAAGUUGUGCAAGCACUCGAUUGA